AACACCUGGAGCCGACAACAACCUAGUUGGAAGUUAGUAAGCUGCCCAUCGCUCCUUGAGUACGGAUACUUGCAGCAGUACCCAUUUGCACAUGUGUUGCUCGGUGCCCAGGCACCUGAAUUACUCACCCCUGUCACCGACGUAAGCUCCUCCACCUCAGCGCCGCGCCUCCCAUCCAAGCAGGCAGGCAGGCAAUCGGCUGCAACCAAGUCGAUACCAACGGAGCUUCCACGGCCAAACUUCCACGGCCUGACUUCCACGGCCAAACGGGCGCAGCGCUGCGACACGACUUCAGGUCAUCGACCACCACCCAUCCGCCUUCAUCCCCUCCAUCCUGCCAGGCACAGAUCCUCAUACUGGCCUGCGCAUCGAAUCAUACAUCAGCCAUCCGACCCUCCUGCGACUCCGAUCCGACGUCCAUCCCUUGCUCCCUUCCCACCGCGGGCUACAACGAGCCCAGCCAUUCCGCAUCGAAACCACAGAGGCAGACCUCCACACCGCAGGCCAUCAUGAUGGGAUGGUGGUCCUCCUCGGCCUCGUCCGCCCUGGACGAACAGGUCAACAAGGCCACCAGCAGCAGCCUGGAAGACAUAGCUCUGAACCUCGAGAUAUCCGACGUCAUCCGGUCCAAGACUGUCCCACCAAAGGACGCCAUGCGCUCUCUCAAGAAGCGCAUCGGCGACAAGAAUCCGAACACACAGUUGAGCGCCCUGAACCUCACAGACACUUGCGUCAAGAAUGGCGGCCAACAUUUCCUCGCCGAGAUCGCCUCCAAAGAAUUUAUGGACAAUCUCGUCUCCCUGCUCAAAGCCAUCGGCCCGGCUUCUGUCAACCACGAUGUUCGCACCAAGAUUCUCGAGCUGAUCCAACACUGGGCCGCUGCGACCGAGGGCCGGUACGAGCUGAGCUAUAUUGGCGAGGUGUACAGGACGUUGCAAAGAGAGGGCUUCCAGUUCCCACCGCGGCAGUCUGUGUCUAGCAGCAUGAUCGACAGCAGUGCGCCACCCGAAUGGGUCGACUCAGAUGUGUGCAUGCGAUGUCGAACGGCCUUCACCUUCACCAACCGAAAGCAUCACUGCCGGAACUGCGGAAACGUAUUCGACCAGCAGUGCUCGACCAAGACGCUGCCCUUGCCUCACCUCGGAAUACUGCAACCGGUCCGGGUCGAUGACGGGUGUUAUGCGAAACUGACCGACAGGUCCGGUGGCAGGGGAGGUGGGUUUGGUCAGGAGCACUCACCGUCAAAGGCCUCCUUCAAGCGCCACUCGGUCUCUAUGCAGCCCCGGAAUGCAAGGGUGGACGACGGCUUCGAUGAAGACCUGAAAAAGGCACUGGCGAUGAGCUUGGAGGAGGUCCAGAGCCACCAGAAAGGCAGAGACUAUGUUGCCCCGGCCAACAACACCCACCACUCCCAUGCCAAGGUGAACGGCGAUGCUGCGGGCAAAGCAGCCGAAGAGGAGGACGCUGACCUGAAGGCGGCCAUUGCAGCGUCGCUGGCGGAUAUGGAAGAACAAAAGAAGCAACACGCCGCUGCUUUGAAGGAGCAAACGUCCAGCUCCAACAAUGCACCGUCCAGCACAUUUGCGCUGCCCAAGAACGACUACGAGCUAUCCCCGGUGGAAGCCGAGAACAUUAACCUUUUCUCGACCUUGGUCGACCGACUGCAGACGCAGCCUCCAGGGACGAUCCUGCGAGAGCCGCAGAUACAGGAACUCUACGACAGUAUUGGAACGCUCCGUCCGAAGCUGGCGCGGACUUAUGGCGAGACGAUGAGCAAGCAUGACACGCUGCUUGACCUGCACGCCAAGCUCCAGACGGCAGUGCGCUACUACGACAGGAUGCUGGAGGACCGGCUGUCGAAAGCAUUCAACCACCAGAAUCAUCUGGGCGGGUACAACCUGCCACAGCAUCGUCAAUCAUCCGGCCCUUAUCCGAACCUCCAGGCUAAUGUUCCUACCAACCACGCGGGUCCUGCAGAAAACUUCUACACUGGCGAGCCUCAGCAGGACUAUAACAGAUCAGCCCCCCAGCCGUCAUAUCCGUAUCCUACCCAACCUACCCCCCAACCACAGUACGCCAACUAUGAUCAACGUGCUUCGAUUUCGGGUCCUCCUCAGCACCAAUACCCCCAGCAGCAGCAGCAGCAGCAGCCCCCGAGGCAGGACAGCUGGAGGGCGUCUGCGCCGCCAAACCAGUAUCCACCACAGCCGAACUAUCCCCCCAGCGAAACUGCUACCCCUCAAAUGAGCCACCUUUCUCUGCCGCAGCAGCAGCCCAACGCCCCCGAGUCGGUCGGCACGACCCCGACAAGUGACCCGAAUGCCUCCUUUUACUUCCAACAGCCAGGCCAGAACCCGGCCGCGUCGCCCAGUGCUCCGCCUGAAGCUGCGCCAUCGCCAUACCCGAACCUGCAGCAACCGUUGCAACAAUACCCCCCACAGGGUCAGAAUGGGCCCGAGACGCCAGCGCCAACCGCCCACGCGCAGCCUGCUCAGCAGCAGGCACCACCCCCUCAGCAGCACCAGCAGCCACAGGCGCCAUACUGGCAGCACCCGGCUGCCCAACACGUCCAGAUGCCAGCACAGCCCUCGGCGCCCUGGCAGCAGGCUCCCCCACAGCAGCAGCAGCAGCCACAGUAUGGCGGAUACCAACAGGAGGCGUUCCCAUCGGCUCCACAGCACGCGAUUGCGCCGCCGAAGCCUGUAGUAGAGGAGGCUCUGAUCGAGCUAUGAGGGUCUAUUGCAUCGGUCAUUGUGGUAUCUGAGAUGCAGCAUUAUCAGAUGGUUGCAUCUGGUGUCUAGUAUAAAGAGUCGUUUCGCAGACGGGAGCUCCAUCGCAGCGGUGCUUUUCCAGCUGUCGCGCACGGAGGUAAUCUGGGUCAAGGGACCGCUUCACGGCAUAUGGGACCGAAGCCCACGAGAACGAGAUAGCAAAUGAGAUUGGACUACGUCGUGAGACGAAUUCCGCAUUCUGGUAUCUACUGUUCAUUGUACUCUACUUCUCUACAACUUGUACUAAUUGUAGUGGAGCCUAAUCCAUUAUGGGAUUCUUGAGGCCUAGUUAUGAUGAGAUGGAUGCCUCCAUCUAUUACUUGAUUGAGUAUUUACCAGUACAAAACAUCAACACAUGAAUUUUAUACACCUGGCACAGCAAAUGAACCAAAUAUCAAGUUGGCACCGACGCGGCUCAGAGACAAAGCCGGCCCAUCAGUAUUCAAAGCUCUCAUAUACCACCUCCUCACCGUCGAGCCAGCCCAGGAGCUCCUUGAUCAGCCCAGGCCCCGCGCAGCAAUAAUACUUCCUGGGGCGCUGAUCCCCUCCACGCCGGAGCAGCACGCCAUCCCGCGUCAGCCUGCCCGCCGUGACCACAGCCCCGAGACCCUCAAGCCGCGAGAUGUCCCCGCCGGCCACGGGGGCGUCCCCGCCGCUGACAAACACCCGGCUCCGCGCCGCAAGGCCCUCGCACCGCGUAAAAGAGUCGACCGCGAGGGGCAGGUCGGCCGCGCGCAGGCCCCACAGCAGGGAGAAGCCCGUCUGCCCUCCUCCUCCUCCUGCGGCGGCAAGCAGCCCCGGGGCCUGCGCCAGGAUGGGCGUGAUGCCCACGCCGCCCGCGACGAACACAACCUCCUUCUCCCCCCCGGCGGCCGCCGCGCGGAACGCCUCGGACCCGCCAAAGCCCAGCACCGGCAGCUCCAGCGGGGCGCGCAGGUUCUGCCGCCACAGCAGCCCCGUGGCGGGGCCGUGCCUCCGCGCCGUGAUCUGCAGCUCCGUGCCGUCUGUGAUCACGGGCGGCGUGCCACCGUCCCCGCCGUCGCCCUCGCCGGGCUGCGCUCCUGCUGGGGGCGGGGCGUUGGAGACGGUAAAGGUGCGGACAAAGUCGUCGUUCAGGCUGGCCGGGUCGUCGUCGCGCAUGUGCGACCAGCCGAUAUCCAGCUCGGGCGCGAAGUCGAGGGUGACGUGCUGCCCCGCCUCCCACCGGGCGAGCUUCUUGGCCCCCGGCGCCGUCCCGAGGCGGAAGGUGAAGCGCGCCACCGUCGGCGUGAUGAUCUCCCUGCCGACGAGCGUGGCCGUCGCGGAUGGCCUGGUGUUGUCAUCGGCCGGCGGUGGGCCCCCCUCGUCGUCCAUCUCGGCCGCGAGGCGACGCACCGGCGGGUUGUACGGGCUAUAGUCGGUCGCGCCGCCGCCGCCGCCGCCGCCGCGGAAGGGGAGGCCCCCGGCCACGUACCUCGCCGCCGUGACGCGGAUCCUGACGGCGAGCUUGGUGUGCGGCAGGACCCUGCUGCUGUCGGCGCCGACGAGGAUCUGCGUCUCGCCCGUGAGGUACAGCACGUCGCCCGAGUCGAAGUCCGGGACGCACACGCCCACGAGCGGCCGGGAGUGCAUGUUCCCCAGGGACUGGUACAGCCGGUUGCCCGAGUACUCCGGGUACACGAGGUCGACACCAUCGGCAUCGCUGUUCCGCAUGACGCGCACGAACCCCGGGGGCCCGCCGCGGUGGUUCGUGUCCAUGGUCCGCCCGUCGGCCGCCGCCGUCGACAGGAAGAACAGGUCCGCCCGGCCGAGC
Messenger RNA from Diaporthe batatas, 4563 nucleotides. Its product is annotated as ESCRT-0 subunit protein VPS27. Gene Ontology annotation, biological process: protein targeting to vacuole; protein transport to vacuole involved in ubiquitin-dependent protein catabolic process via the multivesicular body sorting pathway. Lineage: Eukaryota; Fungi; Ascomycota; Sordariomycetes; Diaporthales; Diaporthaceae. Gene Ontology annotation, cellular component: ESCRT-0 complex. Gene Ontology annotation, molecular function: phosphatidylinositol-3-phosphate binding; ubiquitin binding; metal ion binding. The record is from RefSeq and is a predicted model, not a curated record. Bases 510 to 2732 code for a protein of 740 amino acids. The transcript is spliced from 5 exons.